UCUUUCUAAUUCAGAACCCACAAACUUCAACAAUGGUGGAGACUUCAGAGCAAGUCCGCCCUCUCGCCCCCGCCUCCGACCGCCCCAUCAGCAGCGACGACGAAGAAGCCGCCGUCUCCGGAACCCGCCGCAGGCGGUGGGUCAAAUGCUGUGGCUGCGACGGGGCCGGGGGCCCCCUCGUCCAAGCCAUAGUCGUCGUCAUCCUAAUCUUCACAGUCUUCAAAGUCAAAGACCCGAUCAUCCGGAUGAACGGAGUUACGGUCGAGAGGCUAGAGCUGAUAAACGGCACCACCACCCCACAGCCGGGCUCCAACAUGACGCUAAACGCCGACGUUUCGGUGAAGAAUCCGAAUUACGCUUCGUUCAAGUACCAGAACACGACGACCGCGCUCUUCUACCGCGGGACGGAGAUCGGGGAGGCGCGUGGGCCUCCGGGUAGAGCGAAGGCCCGCCGGACGAUGAGGAUGAACAUAACGGUGGACGUGAUGACGGAUCGGAUCCUGUCGCAGCCGGAUUUGAGUUCGGAUAUAAACUCGGGUUUGAUCGCGAUCAGUAGUUAUACGCGGGUUGGCGGGAGAGUGAAGAUGUUCAUCAUCAAGAAGCAUGUGACGGUGACGAUGAACUGUACCAUUACGAUCAACGCCACGAGCCAGGCGAUUCAGCAGCAGAAAUGUAAGCGAAAGGUCAAGCUCUAGCUGUAGUAUAGAGUAGUAGGGUAUACAGUAUAUGUACGUAUACGUAUGUAUGUAUUUUUGGUAUACAUAUACAAGUAGUACGACGUUGUCUUUUUUUUUUUUUUUUAAUUUUUCGAGCUAUAAUUUAUUCUAAUACAAUUAUGUGG
Messenger RNA from Sesamum indicum (sesame), 841 nucleotides. RefSeq names its product Late embryogenesis abundant (LEA) hydroxyproline-rich glycoprotein family. The record is from RefSeq and is a predicted model, not a curated record. NCBI's taxonomy places the organism in Eukaryota, Viridiplantae, Streptophyta, Magnoliopsida, Lamiales, Pedaliaceae.